Messenger RNA from Stylophora pistillata, 2459 nucleotides. Its product is annotated as QRFP-like peptide receptor. Gene Ontology annotation, molecular function: G protein-coupled receptor activity. The record is from RefSeq and is a predicted model, not a curated record. Gene Ontology annotation, biological process: G protein-coupled receptor signaling pathway. Lineage: Eukaryota; Metazoa; Cnidaria; Anthozoa; Scleractinia; Pocilloporidae. Gene Ontology annotation, cellular component: plasma membrane.
UCAGGUCACACUCGCGGCAAAACCGCUUCUUAAUUCGACACAUAAAUUGAUCGUAAACCUCUUUUAGCUGAUAGUGACAGUGAAACAGCGCGGGAUGAAAUCGUCCGAGUUUGAAGCUCGAAGCGGUGAUUCUGCGACUAAUCUCUUGUUUAACAUGUCUUCCACCUUAAACCUAACGGAGCAAUUUGCGACUAACAAAAGCACAACUUCCAUGGAAGGUUUCGAUCGACUAGCCAUCGUACAACUGAUGUGUUACUCUAUAAUCACCGCUGCUGGUUUGAUAGGAAAUACCCUAAUUUGCUUGGCUGUUUAUAAAAGACGCCGCUUGCGUAUCACUGAUGUUUUCGUCCUCAAUUUGGCCGCAACAGACUUGGCAACUUGCGUAAUAAGUAUACCAUUUGACUUUGUCGAAAGUUUAAUGAGAGAGUGGCCCUUUGGAAACGUUCUUUGUAAAAUCGUGUAUCCUUUGCAAACCAUUCUGAUGGCCGUGUCUGUUUACACGCUGCUUUUCAUGAGCUGGGAGAGACAUCGUUCAGUUAUUCCGCCUUUGAAGCCAAAAAUAAAAGCGAAAAGAGCAGUUGUGAUAGUGUUUAUUCUCUGGACUGCUAGCAUCAGUUUGGUCGGACCGUACAUUGCCAUUCUUAAAGUUGAAACCAGCGAUGGUGUAACGCAGUGCAUGGAAAACUGGCCCACGAAAAACCAUCCCAAAGUAUUCACUCUGGCAGUUUUUAUUGCUCUAUAUGUGUUGCCACUUUUUGUGAUCACCGCCAACUACAUACGGAUCAGUCAAAAGCUCUGGAGAGACAUACAAAGAAUGCACAAAGCUAUUGGCGAAAAAAAACGCAAUAGCAAAAAGCCACUCACGCAGGCGAGAGCUCAGCGCAAUAUGAGAAUCGUUAGGAUAUUUAUAAUUGCGGUGAUCGCCUUUUCGCUCUGUAUGUUACCCAACCAUAUCAUGUGGAUUUGGAAAGAUUUUGGCUCGGAAGAGGGUCUCCGAUACUUCGAUAUCAUAAUCAAUUUUUGCUAUAUCUUGGUCUACUCAAACUCAGCCAUUAAUCCGUUCAUAUUUGUAUUUCUGCACAGACGGUAUUGCCGAGGUAUUUUUAGCUCUUGUGGCGCUGUGAAAAUCCUGGUGAUUUCAUGCUUGAAGUUUCGAUCGCAAGAGACUUGCAGCGACGCGAACAUCUACAGAAAAAGCAAAAUUUCGCGGAGAAGAAAGCGGCCCUCACGAAGGAAAACAAACCAUCUACCUUACACGAUGCAGACUGCGACACCACGAAGCGCUUACACAGCAAGAAGAGUAUUUUGGAAUAACAGCUACUGGUGUAAAGAGCUAAUUCCUAACCAUGAAGCGAAAGAAUAUCGUGUCUCAUUCAAAAAUGAACGAUUUCAGCCAUUGAAAGACGGAGAAGAUAUCGAUGAAGGUAUUAAUGAUAGAAAUGAAGUCCUUCAAGUAACAACAAGAAAAGUGAACUUUGGUGAAGUUGUCCAUAUUGAAGCGCAAUAACAAUUUAGAGCCCGUGGGUCGGAAUUACAAUUUCAAAACACGGAAUACUUCGAUUAGAAAGCUGUAAAAAUUUCUCAUUUUAAUCUAGGCAACUGCCUAGUUAGGCUGAAAAGUAACUGAAAAAUCACAUAAACGUAAGCAUUUUUUUUUUUGAUAUGCACCAGAUAAAAACUAACAGAGUCAAUCCGCAAUAGAAGUAUUAAGUUUAUUUAACGAGCAACGUUCUAAAGAUGGCCAACUUGCGGCCGAACACUCAAACAUAAAACUAAACGAGCAGCUGAGGUACGAACAAGCACAUAAAAUAAACUUGUUGAAAAUUGAUGACUUGCCCCAGUUACCGAAGGUUUAGCGCUUGCUUACAAAGCUCUGUUUAAUAUAUAUUUUCUCGAAAACUAAGACUUUCGGACUUCUUUUGUUAGAAACCCUACGAGCACCAACUUUAUUUGUUUUCUUCUUAACUGAAAUCCUAGACUUCACAGUAGGUCAUGGAUGAAAAAACUGAAAAUGGAAAAAAUUUAUUUCAAUCAGUUUUGCGAGCCACAAUCAUUUGAAAAUGAAGAUUGAAACUGACAUUAAUUCAACUUUUUCUCGGCGACAAUAUGGCAUCGUAUUUUCUCAUGGUGAUUAACAGCACGCAUUUCUUGCUAAAAGCAAAUUUGACCUCGGGAAAAUAAUUCUGCUUGCUAUGGGAACGUUUUUUUUUUUAUACCAGGAGCUCCGCUGUGCGAUGCUUUCCUUUAUAGACCUAACGCAAGACUAAAAAAAGGCUAAAAAAAAAAAACAAAUAUGUUGUCUCUGCACUGUGAACAUUAAACGAUAUUUGAAUUUUAUUGGCAUCAGGAUACAGAUUAAACGUACAUUUAGUGUGGCUUUUGAAUAGAUGUUUCCAUAAUACUGGACUGAGAAAAAAAACUUUUCUAUCUACAAAAAGUGCAUUAAAUAAAAAUUUGAA